Messenger RNA from Budorcas taxicolor (takin), 3771 nucleotides. It is a transcript of the gene PPFIA2, whose product is annotated as PTPRF interacting protein alpha 2. Bases 28 to 3771 code for a protein of 1247 amino acids. Gene Ontology annotation, cellular component: presynaptic active zone. Gene Ontology annotation, biological process: synapse organization. Gene Ontology annotation, molecular function: protein binding. The transcript is spliced from 31 exons. The record is from RefSeq and is a predicted model, not a curated record. NCBI's taxonomy places the organism in Eukaryota, Metazoa, Chordata, Mammalia, Artiodactyla, Bovidae.
CGGGACCCGAAAUUACAGACAUUAGCAAUGAUGUGUGAAGUGAUGCCCACGAUUAAUGAGGACACCCCAAUGAGCCAAAGGGGUUCCCAAAGCAGUGGCUCGGACUCAGAUUCCCAUUUUGAGCAGCUGAUGGUGAAUAUGCUGGAUGAAAGGGAUCGUCUUCUAGACACCCUUCGGGAAACCCAAGAAAGCCUCUCACUUGCCCAGCAAAGACUGCAGGAUGUCAUCUAUGACAGAGAUUCGCUCCAGAGACAGCUCAAUUCAGCCCUGCCACAGGAUAUCGAAUCCCUAACAGGAGGGCUGACUGGUUCUAAGGGGGCUGAUCCACCGGAAUUUGCUGCUCUGACAAAAGAAUUAAAUGCUUGCAGGGAACAACUUUUAGAAAAGGAAGAAGAAAUUUCUGAACUUAAAGCUGAAAGAAACAACACAAGACUAUUACUGGAGCAUUUGGAGUGCCUUGUGUCACGACAUGAAAGGUCACUAAGAAUGACGGUGGUGAAGCGUCAAGCCCAGUCACCCUCGGGAGUGUCCAGCGAAGUUGAGGUUCUCAAGGCGCUGAAAUCUUUAUUUGAGCACCACAAGGCCUUGGAUGAAAAGGUAAGGGAGCGACUGAGGGUUUCUUUAGAAAGAGUCUCUGCACUGGAAGAAGAACUAGCUGCUGCUAAUCAGGAGAUUGUUGCCUUGCGUGAGCAAAAUGUUCAUAUACAAAGAAAAAUGGUAUCAAGUGAGGGAUCCACAGAAUCUGAACAUCUUGAAGGGAUGGAACCUGGCCAGAAAGUCCAUGAAAAGCGAUUGUCCAAUGGUUCUAUCGACUCAACUGAUGAAACAAGUCAAAUAGUCGAACUACAAGAAUUGCUUGAAAAACAAAACUAUGAAAUGGCCCAAAUGAAAGAACGUUUAGCAGCCCUUUCUUCCCGAGUGGGAGAGGUGGAACAGGAAGCUGAGACAGCAAGAAAGGAUCUCAUUAAAACAGAAGAAAUGAACACUAAGUAUCAAAGGGACAUUAGGGAGGCUAUGGCACAGAAGGAAGACAUGGAAGAACGAAUCACGACCCUUGAGAAACGUUACCUCAGUGCUCAGAGAGAAUCUACCUCCAUACAUGACAUGAAUGACAAACUAGAAAAUGAGCUAGCAAAUAAAGAGGCCAUCCUACGGCAGAUGGAAGAGAAGAAUAGACAGUUACAAGAGCGUCUUGAGCUGGCUGAGCAAAAGUUGCAGCAAACUAUGAGAAAAGCUGAGACCUUACCUGAAGUAGAGGCUGAACUGGCUCAGAGAAUUGCAGCCCUGACAAAGGCUGAAGAAAGACAUGGAAACAUUGAAGAACGGAUGAGGCAUCUCGAAGGUCAACUCGAAGAGAAAAAUCAAGAACUUCAAAGAGCUAGGCAAAGAGAGAAAAUGAAUGAGGAGCACAACAAAAGAUUAUCUGAUACUGUGGACAGACUUCUGACAGAAUCCAAUGAACGCUUACAGCUACAUUUAAAGGAACGGAUGGCUGCUCUAGAAGAGAAGAAUGUUUUAAUUCAAGAAUCAGAAACUUUCAGAAAGAAUCUGGAAGAAUCUUUACAUGAUAAGGAAAGGUUAGCAGAAGAAAUUGAAAAGCUGAGAUCCGAACUUGACCAGUUGAAAAUGAGAACUGGCUCUUUAAUUGAACCCACAAUAUCAAGAACUCACCUAGACACCUCAGCCGAGCUGCGGUAUUCUGUUGGAUCCCUAGUGGACAGCCAGUCUGAUUACAGAGCCACUAAAGUCAUAAGAAGACCAAGGAGAGGCCGCAUGGGUGCGAGGAGAGACGAGACCAAGGUGAAAUCUCUUGGAGAUCAUGAGUGGAAUAGAACUCAACAAAUUGGAGUGCUAAGCAGCCACCCUUUUGAAAGUGACACUGAGAUGUCUGACAUUGAUGAUGACGAUAGAGAAACAAUUUUCAGCUCAAUGGAUCUUCUCUCUCCAAGUGGCCAUUCUGAUGCCCAGACACUGGCCAUGAUGCUUCAGGAACAACUGGAUGCGAUCAACAAGGAAAUCAGACUAAUUCAAGAAGAAAAAGAAUCCACAGAGUUACGUGCUGAAGAAAUUGAGAACAGAGUGGCUAGUGUGAGUCUGGAAGGCCUGAAUUUAGCAAGGGUCCACCCAGGUACCUCCAUCACUGCCUCGGUCACAGCUUCUUCACUGGCCAGCUCGUCUCCCCCUAGUGGGCACUCAACACCAAAGCUCACACCUCGAAGUCCUGCCAGGGAAAUGGACCGGAUGGGAGUCAUGACACUGCCAAGUGAUCUAAGGAAACAUCGGAGAAAGAUUGCAGUGGUAGAAGAAGAUGGUCGGGAGGAUAAAGCAACCAUUAAAUGUGAAACUUCUCCUCCCCCUACCCCUAGAGCCAUCAGGAUGACUCACACCCUCCCUUCUUCCUACCAUAAUGAUGCCCGAAGCAGUUUAUCUGCCUCCCUUGAGCCCGAAAGCCUUGGGCUUGGCAGUGCCAACAGCAGCCAAGACUCUCUUCACAAAGCCCCCAAGAAGAAAGGAAUCAAGUCUUCAAUAGGACGUUUGUUUGGUAAAAAAGAAAAAGCUCGUCUUGGACAACUCCGAGGCUUUAUGGAGACUGAAGCUGCAGCUCAGGAGUCCCUGGGGUUAGGCAAACUGGGAACUCAAGCUGAGAAGGAUAGAAGGCUGAAGAAAAAGCACGAACUUCUAGAAGAAGCUCGGAGAAAGGGAUUACCAUUUGCCCAGUGGGAUGGGCCCACGGUAGUCGCAUGGCUAGAGCUCUGGUUGGGAAUGCCUGCUUGGUACGUGGCAGCCUGCAGAGCCAACGUGAAGAGCGGGGCCAUUAUGUCUGCUUUAUCGGACACUGAGAUCCAGAGAGAGAUUGGAAUCAGCAACCCUCUGCAUCGCUUGAAGCUCCGAUUAGCAAUCCAAGAGAUGGUUUCCCUAACCAGUCCUUCAGCUCCUCCGACAUCCAGAACUCCUUCAGGCAACGUUUGGGUGACCCAUGAAGAAAUGGAGAAUCUUGCAGCUCCAGCAAAAACGAAAGAAUCUGAGGAAGGAAGCUGGGCCCAGUGUCCGGUUUUCCUACAGACCCUGGCAUAUGGAGAUAUGAACCAUGAGUGGAUUGGAAACGAAUGGCUUCCCAGCCUGGGGCUACCUCAGUACAGAAGUUAUUUUAUGGAAUGCUUGGUAGAUGCAAGAAUGCUAGAUCACCUAACAAAAAAAGAUCUCCGCGUCCAUUUAAAAAUGGUGGACAGUUUUCAUCGAACAAGUUUACAAUAUGGAAUUAUGUGCUUAAAAAGGUUGAAUUAUGACAGAAAGGAACUAGAAAGAAGACGAGAAGCAAGCCAACAUGAAAUAAAAGAUGUGUUGGUGUGGAGCAAUGAUCGUGUUAUUCGCUGGAUACAAGCAAUUGGACUUCGAGAAUAUGCAAAUAAUAUUCUUGAAAGUGGUGUGCACGGCUCCCUUAUAGCCCUGGAUGAGAACUUUGACUACAGCAGCUUAGCUUUAUUACUACAGAUUCCAACACAGAACACCCAGGCAAGGCAGAUUCUCGAAAGGGAAUACAAUAACCUCCUGGCUCUGGGAACCGAACGGCGGCUGGAUGAAAGUGAGGACAAGAAUUUCAGGCGUGGGUCAACCUGGAGAAGGCAGUUUCCUCCCCGUGAAGUACAUGGAAUCAGCAUGAUGCCCGGGUCCUCAGAAACACUGCCGGCUGGAUUCAGGUUAACUACGACGUCUGGGCAGUCGAGGAAAAUGGCAACGGAUGAUGUCGUCUUUUCAGUCUACUCUACCUAA